AUGACUUACACUGUGUCUGCUCUCUCAAAACCUUUCAAAUGCCCCGGUUCAGAAACCCGUCGAACAUCUGAUAAGCCUGCCCGCAAGCGCCGUAAAGUGAACUAUGCAGGCGCAGAUUGUAGUGCCGAAGAUGAUGGCGCCAAACCAUGGACAAAUGAGGACAGACUCGCCCUCGCAAACCGUGACGCUAACCGCUUCCCAGUAUUCAAAGUUAAAGAUAAAGAAACCACCUUUCGCCAACGGUUUCACGUUCCUUUGAUCGACAAGUCGAGUGGUAACUACAGUUCUGGUCGCUCUGCCCCGACUCUGGGAAUGCGCUGUGGUGCUACUUUCGUCGUUAAACCUCUACAUGAUCCCAGCGGAGAGUUUGCAAUCGUACUUUAUGACCCAACUAUCGAUGAUAGGCCGGAUGACAAGGAUGAAAGCAAAGACACUACUGGAAACAAGGAGGGUGAAGAGGUCGAGCAAAAGAAGUUGAAUCAGCCACUAGUGCAUAAAAGCCUUGCGGAAAUAUUGGGGAUCAAGAAGAAUGUUGACGAAAGACCCAAAGUACCCGUCGUUAUCGAUCCGAGGCUUGCAAAAAUUUUACGACCGCAUCAGAUUGAGGGUGUAAAG
Messenger RNA from Trichophyton verrucosum HKI 0517, 615 nucleotides. RefSeq lists its product as uncharacterized. The record is from RefSeq and is a predicted model, not a curated record. NCBI's taxonomy places the organism in Eukaryota, Fungi, Ascomycota, Eurotiomycetes, Onygenales, Arthrodermataceae. Gene Ontology annotation, molecular function: hydrolase activity, acting on acid anhydrides. The annotation marks the transcript as partial. The transcript has 2 exons.